Myxocyprinus asiaticus (Chinese sucker) is the source of this 4069-nucleotide messenger RNA. RefSeq names its product fin bud initiation factor-like. The record is from RefSeq and is a predicted model, not a curated record. NCBI's taxonomy places the organism in Eukaryota, Metazoa, Chordata, Actinopteri, Cypriniformes, Catostomidae. Bases 83 to 694 code for a protein of 203 amino acids. The transcript has a single exon.
CUCAUGUGAGGUGUUCCACAUAUGCACAUCGCCUUAGUCCGUUCACAGUCGUACCUUCUGAGUGGACAAAACGCUUUCCGUCAUGUUAGCCUUCGCCCUCUGGCUGCUUUUAUUGCCGCUCUGCGGUGCGGUCUACAGUGGACCUUUGCAGCCUGAAAUGACCAACGGGACCUUUCACCACUUCUUCGUCCCGGACGGCGAUUACGACGAGACCGAGGACCUGGAGAAAUGCCAGAUGCUCUUCAAAUGGAUCGACCGCAGGCCGUGUCCUCUAGAGGAGGAUCAGGACACGAUCGUCCGAGAGGAUUUUAUCAUAAUUAAACAACAGAUCGAAGACGCAGCGCGCGUUUUGGAGAGUCUCGGGAUGAGUAUUUCCUUAGAUUUGGACGGCGAGGACAGCUAUGGGAAAUACCUGAAGAGAGAGAUUGUGCAGAUCAAUGAGGCUUUUACAAAUGUAGAGAAAUCGUUACUGGAGCUGGAGAUCAAAUUCAAGCAAAGUCUGGAGACCGAACAACGAGAAGAGCACGAGUUCACCAAUAACUUCAUCAACCCAAUGUAUGAUGUGGUCGACACUCUGCAGAACACUCUGGACAUCUCAUCUGGACUCAAACAUAAACAUGAACUCAUAUCUCUGAUCAUCAGGAGCCAUGGAUCGAGGUUAAGCCGCCUCAAAAACGAGUACCUCAAUGUUUAGACUCGCAUAAGCUGGUAUUAGUAUUAGUCUCAGACUACAGUCCAAGUUGGAUUGUUAUUUUAGCAGUGGAAACUAUGGGUAGCCAACGUUUUGCCACUUUUGAAAGCAUUUGGUGGAGGAUAGUUUGCAUAUGGGUUAGUAAAGUCUUGAAAAAGAAAAGUUCUUCAAUAGUAGAACAUUUUUUUUUCCCUGUUUAGGGUUGAGUUGAAUUUUUGGUUCUUUGGAGAUUGAAGGAAUAUUCCGGGUUCAAUACUGGUUAAACUCAAUCUACAGCAUUUGUGGUGUAAUGUACCACUAAAAUGAAUUUAUUCAAAAAUCACGGUUACAGUAAGCACUUACAAUGGAAGAGAAUGGGGCCAAUCCGUUAAAAUAACAUAAAAUUACUCGCUGUUUCAAAAGUACAGCUACAAAGUGUAGAGAGUAUACGUAGCGUAUAAUAUUAGAUAGGCUAUAUAACUUUACACAGAAAAGGUUAGUAAGUGAUUUUAUCACACUAAAAUCAUGUUAGCAUGUAUAAUGAUUACAUCUUGUGAUUAUACUUUUGAAUAUGAAUGUUUAUGGACUGGCCCCAUUCACUUCCAUUGUAAGUGCCUUACUGUAACUGUGAUGUUUGCUCUUUUAAAAUAUCUUUUAAUGAUUUUUUUGUGGUAAUCAACAUUAUGUUACAAAUGCUGCCGAUUGAGCUUAACUUGUAAUGAACCCAGAACAUUCCUUUAAAAAAAGUUAUUGAUGUUUCAUCAAAGGUUCUUCAGAUCAGUUUUGGGGUUUCUGGGUUCUGCACCAGUACAUAGAAGAUUUUCAGAAGAAUGUUAACGAAAACAUUCUUUUUGGAACUUUGUAAAUGUUCUCCAAUGACACAAGACACAGUAAAACCCUUUUUGGUUCUAUUUGGAACCUUUAUUUUGAGUGAAGAGCUCAAGUCAUAUAAUAGGAGGUUUUUUUGGGACCUAUGUAUAACAACCCCCCAUAAAACCCAAUAACCCCCAAAAUAUCUUUUUCCCCUUAAUAUUGCAAAUAUAGUGUUCUGUAGAGCUAAGGUGUGUAAUUUUUGUGGCACUAGUGUCACUGAAUUAGAUUUUCGAAUACACCCACCCUCUUCUAUUGUUCAUGAAACAGAUAGAGCCCGCCCCAAACUCAUGAAAUUGGUCAAUAGCUGGAUGUUCAUCCACAUUUUUAUGCACAUUUUGGGAUGUCGCAUAAAAAUUGCUGGAUGGAAACACCAAGAUGCAAAUAAAACCUCCAAAAUGCCCAUAAAAAACAUAUACAUUUGGUGGAUACAUUUUUUAUUCGAUAAGAAGAAAUGUGCAUAAACUAUGAUGGAAACACAUUUACCAAAUAAACUCCAAUUUAAUUUAUUAGGAAAUGUAUUUAUCAAAAAAUCAUGUGACUAAAUAACUCAUUCAUAACUGGACUAACCAGAGGACCAAUCAUCGCAUCUGAAAUGUUGCUCUGGUCAUCCUGAAAUAAUGUUGUCCUGAAAAUCCAAUGCCUGCGUAGAGUCCACUGUGCAAAUAAGUAGAAUAAAAACUUGAACUGUGCCGAAGAGCAGGUUUAUUGAUACUUUUGAAAAAUAGAUUAUAGACCCGCACGGCAAAGACAUAAGAAAGGAGGAACGCACACACAUUGUGCUCUCAGAACUGUGUGAUGCGCUGUUGUUCCCAGACAGGAGACAAAGUUCUUUACAGUGUUUUAUCUGUGUGCUCUAAACCACCAGUAUUUUAUUAAAAAAACACUCACAGUGGCUACAAUUUCUCCAGAAGUGACAGUUUUGUUCUUUUGAACAUAUGGGAUGGAAACGUGGCUUUAUUCGCACAUUGUUUUUGAUAUACUUUGGUUUUUCACAUUUAAAUCAGGGCUGUAAGCAACAUAGACAUUGAGGGAGACAUGUACCCCCCAAUAUUCAUAACAGUGGUCUACUGAUGGGCUUCAUGGGCUGCUUAAACAGACAGAGCAAUUUUGGAAAUCAGUAGGGUUGCCAACUGUUCCGUAUUAGCUGUGACAUCCCGUAUUUUGGCUGAAAUGAAGACAUCUCGUAGGGGACGCCUAUUGUCCUGUAAUUUAGUGGCGAGACACUCGAAAACGCUCAAGGGGGAAUGGUUGGACCUCACAAUAUCCCAUAUUUAAUCAAUUAAAGCCUCAAAGCGGGAUACCUCCCCAAGUCGAAAAUAUUGAUAUUAUCAAGUAAAUAUUAUGAUCAACUGCUUCAUAGUAUACCAGCUAAAGUAAUUUUAUGGUUAAGGUCAUGUAAAAGUAUCUCCUUGUGGUAACAACUGCACGUUUUCACUUUUUACAGUUUAGCUACUCUCAGUUUAAAUAUCACACAAAACCUUAUAUGAAUAACUGACGUCAGUGUCUCUUCAGAAGCAGUCGUUUCUGUAAUCAGUCUUCAGUAGGCUGCUCUUUCUCAGCAGUCUUCAUAAUGCUUUCAUUUAUGGAUGAUUAAAGUUUGAGGAAGUCUGAGGAGUGGCGGUUACAGAUUUCUGGUGGAGAUUUGGCAUUUCCUGUGCCAUUAGAACAGAAUGUCUCUUUCUCUCUCUGCCAUGUGGAAGAGUAAUCAAAGCUUGCAGCAAUAUGUAAAGAAACACAAUCUACCUUCCAAAUGCCAACCCAGGAUAAGCCACAGGGAUAUUUGCUGGUGACCAAUUUUAAUGUUAAACUCUAGAAGUCUAUCCAUUAAAAUAAAACUUGUGGCAAAAUUUCCCUUAGCAACAAUGAAACAUAUGCCAAAAGAUUUUUAUAAGAAAAGCACUACAUUUUAAUUUCUAACCAGAACAAUGAAGUACUUAUGGCUGUUUUCUACCCGUAAUCCCCUGGGGUGCGACUGUUUUCUUUUCACUCACAUUCAGAGUUUGAUUCUCACUGGAGGUUUUACCUCAAGGAUAGGAUGUCUUUACUAAUGGUUUAGUGCAUGGCCAGGUCUAAUAGGGGGCUGGGGGGUGGGGGGAAUUGGGCAUUGCCUCUUUAGAUUUUCCUUUUGUUUACUUAGAAACUUCUGACACCCCCAUCAGCAAUGUCAACUCAUAUGGAUCCAAUUUCAGUGGUUUAGUUGGAACAAUGUGAAAUGAGCAUCAAAAAACCAAAGUGUUCUUGAUGUUAAAGUAUCAAAGAUGCUGUUACUAGAUCUGUCUAUGUAGACAAUCUGUGGUUUGAUUGAUGUGUUGGUUUUGUUAGAUUUCCAAGUGAACAUCUCUUGUGGUUAAUGACAAACGACACCAAUGCUCAUUGCAGCUAAUGUGCCAACUGCUAUAAAUUACAUCACAAGAGAAAAAGGAGUCAUUAAAUUGUGUGCUUUUAAUAUGUGUGUUUAAUUAGUUAUCCUGUAUUUAUGAUGAUAGCUUUAUUUUAUGGCAAAUAUUAAAGAUUUAUUACAUUUCU